GCUAUCGCUCUUGUUUGCUAUAAAAUCGCGAACGAAUCAGUAUUAAAGCAUCAGUUAUCUAGCUGUUUCAAACAAGUCACCUACUCCUCCAAAAUGAAGUUCUUCGUCCUCAUUGCCCUCUUUGCUGUUGCUGCUGCCAAUUCCUAUGAUGCUCCUAAAUACGAGGCUCCUAAAUACGAGGCCCCUAAAUACGAAGCCACAAAGUACGAGGCCCCUAAAUACGAAACCCCAAAGUACGAGGCUCCUAAAUACGAAGCCCCAAAGUACGAGGCCCCUAAAUACGAAACCCCGAAGUAUGAGGCUCCUAAAUACGAAGCUCCCAAAUACGAGGCCCCUAAAUACGAAGAAGUCACAUACGCCCCUCAACCCUACAGCUUCGGAUACGAUGUCCAGGAUAAAGAAUCUUACAAUGACUUUGAGCAUAACGAGAAAUCUGACUACAACGUUGUCACCGGAUCUUACCGUGUGGUUCUCUCCGACAGCCGCGUCCAGAUCGUCACCUACAAAGCUGACGCCAACGGAUACACCGCUGACGUGAAAUACGAAGGUGAAGCCAAGUACCCGGAAUACGUGGAGCCCCAAUCCAAAGCUUCUGCUUCCUACGCCGCUCCUGCCUACCAGGCUCCCGAAUACCAGAAACCGGCUUACGUCGCUCCCGCCUAUACUACUCCAGCCUAUACUACACCUGCCUAUACUACCCCUGCCUAUACUACCCCUGCCUACAAAGAGCCAGAGUACACUACUCCAGCCUACACUACUCCAGCAUACAGCACUCCAUCCUACAGCACUAAGGUCUACAAAACUCCAGCGUACAAAACUCCCACUGCCUCCCCUAAAUACUAAUUUCCAACAAUACCAUUGUCUUAAUUCUGGGAUUAUUAUUUAAAAAAUAAACUCGUCAAACAAUUUCA
Molecule: messenger RNA, 911 nt
Organism: Daphnia pulicaria
Lineage: Eukaryota; Metazoa; Arthropoda; Branchiopoda; Diplostraca; Daphniidae
Product: repetitive proline-rich cell wall protein 1-like
Exons: 5
Coding region: 94-843 (249 amino acids)
Cellular component (GO): extracellular matrix
Source: RefSeq, a predicted model, not a curated record